GCUAGGCUGGAAGCGCUGGACCUGCGAGGUGUGUGCUGGCGGGUUGAACGGUGAGAGGCUCGGCGGCCAUGGCUCCCAACGUUCCCGCGGCCGAACCGGCCCCAGAGUGCCCUAAAGGCAUACGGGCCGUGCUGCUGGGACCGCCCGGAGCCGGCAAGGGUACCCAGGCACCCAAAUUGGCUGAAAACUUCUGUGUCUGCCAUUUGGCUACUGGGGACAUGCUGAGGGCCAUGGUGGCUUCUGGCUCAGAACUGGGAAAAAAGCUGAAGGCAACUAUGGAUGCCGGGAAACUGGUGAGCGACGAAAUGGUAGUGGAGCUCAUUGAGAAGAAUUUGGAGACCCCUCAGUGCAAAAAUGGUUUUCUUCUAGAUGGCUUCCCUCGGACUGUGAGGCAGGCAGAAAUGCUUGACAGCCUCAUGGAGAAGAGGAAAGAGAAGCUUGACUCGGUGGUUGAAUUCAGCAUCCCAGACUCUCUGCUCAUCCGAAGAAUCACAGGAAGGCUGAUUCACCCCCUGAGUGGCCGUUCCUACCACGAGGAAUUCAACCCCCCAAAGGAACCCAUGAAAGAUGAUAUCACUGGGGAACCCUUGGUCCGCCGAUCAGAUGAUAAUGAGAAGGCCUUGAAAAUUCGCCUGGAGGCCUACCACACUCAGACCACCCCACUGGUGGCGUAUUACAGUAAACGAGGGAUCCACUCUACCAUCGACGCCACCCAGACCCCCGAUGUCGUGUUCGCCAGCAUCCUAGCGGCCUUCUCCAAAGCCACAUGUAAAGACUUGGUUAUGUUUAUCUAACGUUGGGUCCAAAAAAGGAGUUUCUGUCUUCUUCCUAUCCCUGUUGAGGGUGUGGUGGGGGUUGCAGAGCAGGCAGAGGGAAGCUUCCUCAGGCCAGAAAGAAUACCAUCUGAUGUAUUGAUUAAAAAAGCACUUGCCUGAUGUAUCUUUAGUGUGUGUGCAACUCUCAUCUCAUCUGUCGUGUGUGUGUGUGUGUGUGUGUGUGUGUGUGUGUGUGUGUGUGUUGGUUUUAAGUACGUGGACACUCUUCUUUCUUUCUAAGAUAUAGACAAAGUUGCUUUAUCAGCUGUUUGCUGCUUUAGCCAUACUCUUGAUUUUUUUUUUUUUAACCAAAGUAACUUAAGUCGGGUCUCUACCAGGCACCCCAGUUCUAAAACCUCAUGGUAUUUAUUCCAUCUCCAGUAACUGAGUGGAAGUCUGGGAUCCCGUAAAGUACUGCCGGGCCAAAGUUCCUGAUGGCAGAUUGUUGGCGGACAGUUCCACUUGCUUUCUAGCCCCACAGUGGAAAGCCACCUGAGUCAGUGUGUGGCUGUGGAUCGUUAAUUUUGUCCCUAAAUGGGAGGCAAAAGGCAUUUACGUUACAGAUUCCAGAAAUUACUGGGAAAGGAUAUCACCAUAGAAAGGUCCAAGCCAAGUCGGAAUAUUUUUGUGAUCUGCAUCACAGUGCUGUAAAGUAGGGAUCAUUUGGGACCUGUGUUUGAAAAGUGAAUUGUUGCCAAAGAAUGAAACCAAGCAGAUGGUCCUUUUGAAUUCAGACUGUCUUCUGAACAUCCAGGCUGGGCAUCUGAGAACAGCCAGUUCACUUCCCAAAGCGAGACCAGGGUAGGUUUGUUUGUUUUCAUUUUUAAUGUUCGCCUCGGUUUCCAAGUAUGAACAAAACAGUAAUUUGGAGGUGAUCUAUUCUUGGCCUCGUUUUUAUUAGAAUUUACUCAAACCUAGUCUCUCCAGGAUAUGAAACCCAAAUCAGAUGUGUCCCUUUUAAACUCAGACUCUCUCCCCUCCAGAUCUAAUCCUUCACCCCUGACUUCAUGAUGGUGGUAGCCACCAACUCCCCAAGAAAAGAUCACCCAAAAAUAAGACCACCUAUGACAGUAACCGACUUGUAUUCCUAACUUCAGCUUCUCAGCUAUCAAGCAUUUCCUGAGGUCCAUGCUGUGCCUCUUGAGCUCUGGUUUGAUUUGUGGCAGACAGAUGAAUUAAUAGACUGU
Molecule: messenger RNA, 2002 nt
Organism: Panthera uncia (snow leopard)
Lineage: Eukaryota; Metazoa; Chordata; Mammalia; Carnivora; Felidae
Gene: AK2
Product: adenylate kinase 2
Exons: 6
Coding region: 69-794 (241 amino acids)
Biological process (GO): ADP biosynthetic process
Cellular component (GO): mitochondrion; cytoplasm
Molecular function (GO): AMP kinase activity; ATP binding
Source: RefSeq, a predicted model, not a curated record